This is a messenger RNA of Culex quinquefasciatus (southern house mosquito), 6028 nucleotides long. RefSeq lists its product as uncharacterized. Gene Ontology annotation, molecular function: cell adhesion molecule binding. The record is from RefSeq and is a predicted model, not a curated record. Gene Ontology annotation, biological process: cell-cell adhesion. The transcript has 11 exons. Lineage: Eukaryota; Metazoa; Arthropoda; Insecta; Diptera; Culicidae. The coding region runs from base 2251 to 5913 and encodes 1220 amino acids. Gene Ontology annotation, cellular component: cell-cell junction.
CUUCGCCGAGGAUGGUUCACGCGCGCGCGUUCUUUUCUUCUCUCUGCUGUGUAUUACCAAAAUAAUAUCAAACUGCUGCUGGCUGCGACGGCGGUGAGUUGUCCGGAAUAACAUCACCACACGAGAGGACACUGUGCACACUUCGGAAUAACUACGGUGCGAAUAAGGGUGGUUGGGUGUGUGCGUGGUGCGUGUGUUCGCACACAUACAAGCGCCCGGUCGUCGGAGAAUUCCGAGACAAGUGGGAGAGUUCCAGCAGACCGGAUCAGACGUGAAGACCUGCAGUCGUCGUCGGUCACGGUCGCGGAGGCCGAAAUUUUCCUACUGUCCACACUGUGUCUCCUGUGUAUUCUGUGUCUGUCCUUGGAAUUUUCCUGGCAUCCUGGCCAUCUUCCUCUCGCGGGACCGACUUCCGGCUUUGUAGUGUGUCCCGUCGCUGUCGCUUUUGCUCCUACUAGAAACCUCCCUCUCUCUCUGUGUAGUGACCUCUGUCGGUAGUUUUGUGUGUCCGGCAGGAUUUCCGGUGCCAGUGUUCCGUCCCCCGAGUGUCCACGAGGAGUUUCGGUGCGAAAUUCGACCUUAAACGUGUGCAAAAGUGCUCAUGUUGACCACCUAGACGAAACAAGUGCUUAUGCAUCGCUAGCGUAACAAUUCGCGAAAAGAAGAUAUAAAAGGAAUAGCUAAAAAAAAAACGUUCAAGCGAAAACAACAAAACCAGUCGACUUAAAGUCGACUCAAAAGGAAGAAAAAACCAACCAAAAAUCGAAUCCUUAAAGAAGUGAGAGUGUGUCGGAAGACGGAAAAGUAUUUCCAAUUUUCCUCGCUUUCUCUCUGUGUGUGCGAGUCGGGUUUGCUUUAUCUCGGAAAAUUCCUCCAAAGUCGACCAAGUCGAUAUCGUGCGUGAGUUCGCGUGUGAGUGGGGUGCGGUGUUUUUUGUAUUGUGGAAAUUUCGGAGAAUUCGCGUUUUUCGCUGCGUCGUCGUCGACGAUAAGGAAGAUAGUCGUUUCUUGCAAACGGUGCGUUUGAGCUUCCGGCAUAGGCAGAAAGGUUAAGAAAGGAAGUCAAUUUUCGGCUGAUAAAGUUCAAGUAGACAGUUUCGGGUGAGGAUAUAAACCCCGGAGGAGAUAAAAAAAGGAGUAACGGCGCACCAAGUCGCGGGUGAAAGUGCCAAGUGACGUCGCCCCUUGAGCAGCAGCCUCCCUCAAAGGAAAGGGGAAGGAGGUCGGAGUGAUAAAAACCGUAAAAGGCUCCCCGACAUCAACGGCAACAACAAUUACUCAACACUGUGAAUUCCGCGCCGCACUACUCCGAGUGGGAGAGGGGCCGCAAAAACGGGGGUCGGCCAUAAAUUAAGGGACUAUGACCCCCUCCGGGUGCGCCACGUUCCGACGACGGUGGAGAGGAUAUAAAGCAAAUAAAUAAUCAUCAUUAUUAUCAUAAAAUAUAAAAGCACACAGUUUUACACGGAAGCCGGCGUGAGGGGAAGUGGAAAAUUUGUACUUAAAAGUGCCAACAGUUAAGGUGAGGGCGGCUCCCACUCAUUAAGUCAUCAAAAACUAGUGAAUAAUUUAGUCCGUGUGUUAAGAGAGCGCAAAGGGGAAAUGAAGUGAUAAAAAUUAAACAGCAUUUAAUGAAAAGUUGAGAGUAGAAAAAGCUGUGCUGUGGAAAGUUUCACACUUCAUCUGCUGAAGCUUUCGUGCUGCUGCUGCGAGUACCUACCUUAAUAGUGCACCCUAUUCUGUCCUUUUAAGAGCUACACGAAGCGAGAGUCCUUCUCGAAAGUCCUUCCAUUUUCUGGCAACCAACGUACGAACGAUCGUGGGUGUGUGUAUGUGGAAAUUGUAGAACCUCCCACACCCCCUCAACUAAACACAACACAUCACACAUCAUCCCUCCUCGCAGCAAUUCUGGCAACACUGUCCCUCCCUCCUUCUCUGCGCAAGAAAAACUACUAUAACUAUGCGAUUAAAGUGUUGAUUCUUCUUCGACUAUAAAACUCACUCUCUCGCUCUCGUCGUAAUCUCUUUCUACGUUUAACGGCUGCUCAAACUUUCACCCACAACAACUCUUACGGUUACGGGAAAGUGUGUGUGUUCCGGUGUGGCAAAGUGAUCAAUUAGUAAUAUCAGUGUGCAGAGUUGCCAACCAUCACCUUUUGGAGCCCUAACUUGGAUGGAUUACACAGGACGGAGCUGAAUCUCCCACCCUUUGGUGUGAUUGCUGAACGACAGAGACAACACUGAUGACGUCAUGAUACCGAACGUCGAUCAGCGCAUUUGGAUUAUAUUUUGUUGGUACCUCGUUCUACAAUGUUUCUUCGCCGGUUACGACGUCGUCUCGACGUCAUCGGCGGCCGCUUCCUCGCCAAACCACGAGGCGGCCGCCCUGGACCAGAGCCUCCGGCUGCUAGAUGACGCUGAGCUGGAGAUGCUCGGCAUCCGACGCCCUCCCGGAAGGAGCGGCUCGACAUACCAUGAAACCGUCACCACCACCACCACUUCGUCCCCAUCGUCGUCCCCCUCGUUGUCCCUAUUCGCCCCAAGUAGAGGUAGCGCUAGGAUAAACAAUAAUCGUAAGAUAAAUUUAGUGUCUUAUACAGCGAAUCUAGAUAAUAUUUUAAAUAGUCUCGAAGACGAGGAUGAGGAGGAAGAUCGGGAAGAUCUGGAAGAUGAUCUGGACGAUCUGGAGGAGGUCGUCAACCGGAUCCCGGUCAGUGGUGCCAAACUGUACGAGCGAAACCACGAAGCGGCCAACGCGGUUCAACACCGACUAUUAGUUAAUCAAAUUGUCCAAAAGUACUACCCCUCGAGGAACCACCGGCGCCAUCGGAGGUCGUCCGCCCUGCGACGAUCGGCGCGGAGUUCCGACUUAACGCCGGCUUCUUCUUCUACUUCUCCUUCGUCAACGCCAAAGCCACCGACGGAAUCUAUUGUAAAGCAACCUUCUUCUUCUUCCUCUUACCAAAACAACCAACACCACCAAAGUAGUAGCGUUAAUUAUAGAACAAGUGACGAACACGAACAACAACAAGACUCCGACAACUCCGACGACAAGCCGGAAACGGAGGGCGACGGGAAGAAGAUGGCUGUGAAAAAUGCGAUUAGGAGUAAUAAUAGUGAGCAUAAUUUUGUAAGAAACGCGACGCUGGCUAAUGCACAACAUUCAUCAUCCGACAAGAGUCGACAAGGGGAUGAGGAGGCCACAGAUGUUGUGCCGGAAGUGGGCCAAGACCAACGGGAAGCUACGACCGCGACGGAGACUAAUACAUCAACCAUGGGAGCAGUUACGGCGACGCAAGCGGUGAAGGUCGCCGAGGCUGCGACGACGGAACUGACAAAACCAGAGAGAACUGCCCAGCAGGCAGCAGAUGCCGACGCACACCGAACAAUGACACCCCAGGAACAACAGCGGCCACAAACUAGCUAUGGCAGCAGCAGCAGGGCCAUUAAUGUCGACAGUUUCAAUUUGCUCGACGAUAGCGUUUCCGUCAGCAACAGAAGCACCGGCAGCAAAUCAUCGUCGUCAACUGGCAACACUGCCGGCAAGGAAGACCCGCCCAAGCAGCAGCAGCAUCACAGUAAUAACAUAUUUGCGAGUGAAAACUUUGACGAGCAAAUAAUUUUCUUGAACGGCGGAGAUCUGCUGGAGGCCAACAGUGUCGAGCAGUACGACCUGCGUCAGUUCGGGAAGGUCGAGCGGGACGUGAAUCACGAGUUCAUGGCGGACGAGCCGGUGGCACUGCCGUUGAGGCCCAUUAUCCGGGGUCCGUCGGAUGAGCACUCGUCCGGGGAGGACAACAUGGUCAUCGUAUACGCCGAGCAGCACGAGACGGCAACGCUGGCCUGCGAGGUGGACGCCGACAUCACUUCGAGCGUGUGGCUCAAGGACGGCCAGAUGGUGCAUCUGAUGGACAACAAAAAGUCACGGAUGUCGGAUGCGGACACGGUGCGGUUCGCGCGGGAGUCCCACGGGGGUAUCACGAUCUCCAAUGUCAUGAUGGAGGACGACGGGGUGUGGCAGUGCGAGGCGGAGAACGCCCGGGGCUUCUUCUUCAACGGGCGGCCGAUUAAGCUGGUGGUGUUGGAUCCGCCCAAAGAGCCGUACCUGCUGAUCGACCAGCGACGCCUCGACGCCGGAAACAUGUUCAUCCCGGUGAAGGAAAACUCCGAGCUGACGCUGGCCUGCGUCAGCGAGGGCGGAAAUCCGAAGCCGGUGCUGAGCUGGGAGGUGCUGCUCAGCCCCGGGAUCGACCGGCACGCGCAAAAGGUGUCCAACGACGUGCUCGAGCUGCAGGAGAUCAAGCGGGAGAAGGAUAAGGAACCGUCGUACAAAAUAAACACCGGUGCCAUCUCGGAGGCGAAACUUCCGGCCGUGUUCCGCGUGCAUCACAACGCGCGCAUCCUCUGCGUCAUGGAGCAUCCGACGCUCAAAAUGCGCCAAAACGCCUCGAUCCUGCUCGACGUGCAGUACACUCCGUCGUUUGCCAUCACGAGGACGCCCGGCUUUGGCUACCCGCUGCGGGAGGGCAUCGAAGUUUCGCUCAAGUGUGACGUCGACUCGAAUCCGCCGUCGCCGCCGCUCUGGCAAAAGGACGACGGUGACACGCCGGUUCCGCAGACCGGCGACGGAUUCCUCAACUUCAGCUCGAUCCGCCGGGAGCACUCCGGCUGGUACAAAUGCACCUCGCGCCACCUUAACUUCCAGUACUCCAGCAUUGGCUACUACCUGAGCGUGAGAUACGACUCCGUCGACGUCACGUCGGAACCAGUCGAGCAGGACUUGCCACUGUCCUCGUCAUCGUCGUCCUCGUCCGCGUCCUCGUCGGCGACUUCCGCUGCAGCUGGCGGUGGUGGCGGCGGCGGCGGCGGCAUUGGUGGCCUCCCAAAUGGUGCCAACAAUUUCAAAGGUGGCCAAAUGGAGGUGGAACUCGGUGGCUCCGUCACGCUCCAGUGUCCGCAGGGUUCCCUCGGCUGCUGGUCCCAUUUGGAUCCGAUAACGGCCCGACUCAAGGGGCUCGGCGUCGGCAUCUCCACCCCGACCGGCCAGUUCUCGCUGAAGGACGUCGUCUACCAGGACGCCGGCACGUACAAAUGUGUCGGCCAGAGUGCGGCCAAUCGCAAAAAGCUCGAAGUGCUGCAAACGGUCUCGAUUGCCGUUAAAGGCGCACCGACGGUGAUUGCUCGGAACACAACCCCGGUGGCCUUUCCGGGCUCGCCGCUGCAUCUGGCCGUCGAGUUUUGCGCCAAUCCGCCGGCGUACGCGGCCCGCUGGCUCCACGGCGAUCUCGUGUACACCCCGGGCAAAAAGUACGGCGACGAUGUGCUGGCCUACGGAUUCAUUGACCUCCCGACGCCGUUCUGCAAGGAGGCACGUCUGACGUACGUGCACAUGCACGAGAAGGUCCCGCGGACGUUCUACUUUAUCGUUUCGUCGCCAGGUGGCGUCGCGGAAGCGAUCUUCAACGUGAACUUUACGCUCAAGCACAAAGCAUCCUCCUCCUCGUCGGGUCCAGGGUCGUCCUCGUCAUCCGGUGGGGGAGGCGGUGGUUCCGGAACGUUCGGAUCGGUUGGCCCCUUUGGCUCGUCGCUGUCCUCGGCCGGUGGAAGCCUCAGCAGUGGUGGUUCCGGCUACAAAAUCAACACCAACACCAUCAACAACCUACCACCGAACGGGAACGGGCUCGGCGAUGGGGGCGAUGGGGACGAGGAGCUGAUGGAACCGGAAGAGAUUCAUUUUCCCAUCUUUGGGUCGGGCGCUGCUGCGAGUUGGCGCCACUUUACCGCUACUACUGCUAUCACUACUGCUGCAACUAUUGCUACCACAACUACCACUACUAUUGCUACUACUCUUUAUCGUUGUUACUCCGUACUCCUACUAGCAUUGUUGACGUGUUUUAGAUAUGUUUUAUAUUAAAAAAGAAGGUAUUAAUUAACAAGUAAUUAGCAAUUAAGUGGGCAAGAAUGUGUGGGAAAAUGGAAUGAACUGGGUUUAGUUGAACGAGUAAAAUGUGAGAUAAAAGAUAAUGUGA